Empidonax traillii (willow flycatcher) is the source of this 3444-nucleotide messenger RNA. RefSeq names its product dynein axonemal assembly factor 5 (gene DNAAF5). The transcript is spliced from 13 exons. Gene Ontology annotation, molecular function: phosphatidylinositol binding; dynein intermediate chain binding; ubiquitin binding. Bases 28 to 2550 code for a protein of 840 amino acids. NCBI's taxonomy places the organism in Eukaryota, Metazoa, Chordata, Aves, Passeriformes, Tyrannidae. Gene Ontology annotation, biological process: cilium movement; outer dynein arm assembly; inner dynein arm assembly. The record is from RefSeq and is a predicted model, not a curated record. Gene Ontology annotation, cellular component: cytoplasm.
GCGGCCGCCCCCCCGCGGAGCCGGAACAUGGCGGUGGCCGUGGCGGCCGAGGGGGCCGAGGGGGCCGAGCUGUGCCAGGCCCUGUCGCGGUCCCUCAGUCUCCUGCAGCAGCCCGACUGCGGGCGGGCGGCGCGGCUGCGGGCGCUGGAGGCCAUCGGCGCCGAGCUGCGGGGCCGGGCGGUGCCCGGCGCGGUGCUGCAGGAGGUGUUCGCGGCGCGGCUGCUGCGGCCGCUGUCCCGGUGCCUGGCGGGGGACGCGGCCGAGCGGUGCCGGGAGCUCGCCCUGCAGCUGCUCCAGGACGGGCUCAGCCGCGGCGAGCGGCCCUGCGAGGCGCUGCCCGUGCUGCUGCCGGCGCUGGCGCAGCGGCUGUGCCCGCCGCCGUCCGCCGAGCCCAGCGAGGAGCUGCGGCUCGGCCUCGUCCAGCUUCUGCACCUCCUCCUUCGGCGCUGCGGCCCCGCCGCGGCCCCCUACCUCGGGGACAUCGUCCGCGUCCUCCAGGCCACCCUCCUCGACCACUAUGCCGAGGUCAGGCGGGAGAGCUGCAGGUGUGCGGUGGCCUGUGCCCAGGCCAUGCCAGAGCACUUCCACAUGCAGUCAGAAUCUCUGAUAAAACCUUUAAUGCAGACGAUUUCACACCAGCACUACAGAGUUCGUGUUGAUGUGAUUCAGGCUACUGGAGCAGUGAUACAGUUCGGGAAUGGAAAGUCUGUGGAUGAUGUUCUGUCUCAUCUGGCCCAGAGAUUGUUUGAUGAGAUUCCCAAGGUACGGCACGCUGUAACAACUGUCAUUGGAGAAUGGUUGUUGCACCUACGAGAUAGAUAUUCAUAUUUUCACAAGCUUAUCCCUUUGUUACUUGGCAGCUUUAGUGAUGAAAUUCCUGAAAAUGAGAAACUGGCUUGGACUUACUGGGAAAAGGUAGGCUUGCAGUGGGAGAAGGAGAAUGAAGAAGAUUUGAAGGAUAAGAUGGAUUUUAGUCUUUCACCAUCUCAUUAUCCCAAAGGAGUAACUCGACCAGGACUAGGUUGUCGGGAACUUGUGUCAAGAAACCUCUCCAAAAUCCUUCCAGGUCUCUGUCAUGAUAUGACAGACUGGGUUGUGAGCACAAGAGUAAAAGCAUCCCAGCUCCUGUACACAUUACUGCUGCAUGCAGAGGAUCACAUCACACAGCACAUGGAGCUGCUGCUUAGAACUCUGUACCAGUCGUGCUUGGAUGAAGAGAGUGAAGUGGUUAAAAAUAGUGUGAAAGCAGCAGAACUGAUUGGAACGUUUGUCAGCCCUAAGGUGUCUUUGAGGUUAAUCACCUCGGCCUUUGAGCAGACACCCAAACCCUCCUGUGUGAUGGUUCUGGCUGCAGUGAUUCGAGGGAGCCCAAAAGAAAUCUUGCAGCCUCACGUGGCCCAGCUUGGCAACACAUUGUCGCAACCUGGAGUUUGUCAGCGAUCUGAAGAGGCCUUUUACGUGGAGCAGUUGCUUUGUUGCGUGCAAGCACUGAUUGAAGUGUGCCAGGAAGACUGCAAAGAAAUUAGCUUGCAGCUAAUGAAAGUUUUGGUGACCAUAAUGGCAAUACCAUCCUCUCAGGACCUCAAAGAAAAGGUGGAGAAAACAAUGUCUUCAUUAGCAGAAGUGCAGCAACUGGAUAGUUUUCAUUGUCUCUACAAGCAGCACAUAAUUCAGCUCAUAGAGUGGGUUUCAGUGUCGUGUGAUGGGUGGAGCUGCUACUCUCCAGAAGUGUUACAGUUAGAGGUCAUCGCAACCCAUUCAGGUCCUGCCAUAGGUGAAGCUCUCGAUGACUUCAUUCCCAUUCUGAAGACGUGUCUUCAGCCAAACAAGGACCCCCAGAUGCGGUUAAAACUUUUUACUGUUUUAUCACAGUUGUUCCAGAAAGCAAGUGAAACCAUCAAUUCUCAGGGGCUGUUCCCUAGCUACCUUGAGACUGUGAUAAAAGACAUCCUGGCUCCUAAUCUGCAGUGGCAUGCUGGAAGAACAGCAGCUGCCAUCCGUGCUACAGCUGUAUUGUGCCUUUGGGCUCUCAUCCACUGUGAAAUGCUUUCACCAGAAGAGAUCUUAAAAGUCAAAGAUGAGCUAAUGCCCCAAAUCAUUGCUUCCAUGGAUGAAGACUCUAAAAUUACUCGACUGAUGGCUUGUCGUAUUGUUGAUGCUUUUUUAAAAGCCUGUGGGAGGCAGUUUGAUGAAGAUAAAUUUAAGAACACUUACACAGAGGUUUUAAAGCGUCUGGAUGAUGCUUCGUGCGAUGUACGACUGGCAGCUGCUCACACCUUGGCUAAUUGGUUUAAGUGCUUAAAGGACAGUGAUGUGAAAUCCGCAAUGGAAGGUCAUAUUGAGUUUCUGUACCAAGAACUGUUGAUACAUCUCGAUGACCCCGAUCAAAAUCUCCAAAACGCAGUCCUAGAAGUUUUAAAGGAAGGAAGCGUUUUAUAUCCAGAUCUGCUUGUGAGAGAAAUCGAAGGGGUUGUACAUAAGCAUCAAACGCCGCUCUACUGUAAUCAACUACUACAUCACAUUCAGUCAGCCAAGGAAUCAGCUUUAUGAAUCACUGCUGAGAUUCUUUUUACUGAACUGAUCUGAAAUCUCUAUGACCCUCAUUACUUUCAUAUUUUCUUUUGCUUGAGAAAGGCUGAGCUGAAAAUAGAUUGUUUUUUUCUUUAUAAGUUCACUGUUGGCUCAUUAAAAAGUCAAGUUGGCACAAUUCUGUGUUCUUUGCGGUUUGAACAGUUCUUUGUAUUUGUUAGCAAUAAAACAAUGUUUUAAUUCACUUUGCAUUGGAAGUUUUUCAGAUACAAGGUUUAAAGGAGGAAUGCUUUUCCAAGAAUUUAACACUAUUUAUAAUUGAGGAAGAUUAUUUAACAAAGUAAUAAUUUAAUGUCAAAGUUAUUAACGUAAUAAAGCAAGGACUCAGUCUUUCAAGGAGGAUUUCAAAUUCUGGAUAAAAUCAGACUUUGCAGAGUCAGGUCUGUGAGGAACAGUUUUAUAAGGAAAAAAAAAAGCAGCCAAACUUCUCUUGCAUAAUGCAGCAAAAUUUAUAAUAUUCUGAGUACUCUUAUUUAAUAAUAGGGACAUAGUAGGUGUCACUAAAAGAAUAGUUUUUAUUGUUAUUGUAUUACAUUUCAUGACUGAGAGUAAAGGUGAAUUUUUUAAAUUAAGGUUUAUACAUGGGAAGAAAUGUGCUGUUUUGUUAUUUAGAUUACAUGUUUAGUUUAUAGAUUUAUAUUUUUGUACUAAAUAUAUCACAUUUGCAGUUUUAAUGUUUAUACCAUUGUGCCUUGGAAAGCAAGCAACAUUUGUUUUCAUGUUGCCUUGUAAUUAAAUUCUGCAGCUUUAGGUUAAAGCUUGAUUUGUUGGGGGGGGGGGUUUAAUACCUUUGUAGUGUAUAAGUUUGAGUGGUCUUAUAUUCUCAGCUGUGUAAUAAAAUAAGUGAGCUCCUAA